CCCAGCCACUUCCAGCAUGGUCUAGCUUUGUAGCUGCGCAUUUACGGACUGAGCUAAUAGAGGCCCAAUAAAAUACCGCUAAAGUGCAAAUCUACCCCAAGUGAUGGUCCAUCCACCAUUCAUUAUUCAUUUAUUGCACUCACUGAUCAAUUUCCUUGAAAUUUCAAUUACCCCGCCACUGGCAACAGUUGAUCCAAUAUUUACCCAAACUCGCCUAGCAAAGAUCAGCAUCUUCUAUAAAAUUAAACCUCCCCAUCGGAAUAAGUUGCAGUUCGCUUGCAGAAUGAUUUCCGUUAAGUUUUGUGCUCUCAUUGGACUGACACUAGCUCUGCUCCCCUCAACUCUGGGAGUGCCAAUCUUCUGGUUCCCAUGGAACUACCUACUCCCAACAACUAGCACCAGCGGAAGUAGCAGCAGCAGCAGCAGCAACAGCAAUUCGGCCAGUUCCAGCAGUUCCUCAACGACCCUUCGUCCGAUAAUGGCUAGCAUUGCCAUCGGAAAUCGACUCAAUACCAGUGCCAUGACGGACAACGGAACCGUAAUCAACGGCUUGACCAUCACCCGUGGUCGUCGGUCGGCGGCCGCUCAGCAGACUGAACUUUCGGACUACGUACGUUCACAAACAAGAGAAUCGUUCAUCCAGGUGGGGAACCAAAUCAUUCGCCUACCGCCGGGUGAUGUAGCCAACUUGACGAUCAACAUCGUCGAUGGAGUUCCCUACGUGUUCGGGAAUACUGCCCCUACGACGACCGGAAGCGAAGCCAUGACCACCGGGAUAUUUUCCCAAAUCAGGAACUUCUUUGGAGAAUUCUUCAAUCGUGCCUGAUUGAUGGAGAACUUUGACCCUUGCGUUCUAUUUCGGGUUGAACGGCACCAGUUGCCCGAUCGUAGUGAAAUAUAUCCCCAGUGUUGUAACAUGGAUCGAGUGCAUGUUUAUUUUUAAAAAUUUCAUCGUUCUACUUAUGUGAUGAUACUGCAGCCGGCGGUAGACUAAAUAGGAGACUGGGGUGGUGAUGGAGCCGAUGCCAAAUAUAAAAUUCAAACACAAGCUUUGUUUCCUUCCUUCCUUGUGGUUUCGUUAUGCGAUGACUUAGAAUGACAGUGCAUUUUUUAGUGUCUUGAGAUUCAACCGUCUUUUCGUCAAUUUUGCUAAUUUGUACACCUAACCGG
Ochlerotatus camptorhynchus is the source of this 1170-nucleotide messenger RNA. RefSeq lists its product as uncharacterized. NCBI's taxonomy places the organism in Eukaryota, Metazoa, Arthropoda, Insecta, Diptera, Culicidae. The transcript has 2 exons. The record is from RefSeq and is a predicted model, not a curated record. Bases 104 to 826 code for a protein of 240 amino acids.